AUGCCGUCUAUGCACGACCGAAUCCGCGAAGACCUCCUCAACAAAGAACAGGCGCUAUGGACCGCGUUAACCUCGGCCGACCCAGCACCCGCCGUCAAGAAACUGUGCAAUGACGAGGCCAACAUGAUGUUCCCGCAAAUGCCAAUCAUCACGCUGGAGGACGAGUCAAGCUUCGGAAACGCGUUGAAGCCGCCCUUCCAUCGAUUCGACGGGUACCAAUUGGACGAAGUCCGCACCAUCAUCAUCGACCUUAUGGCCGGCGUGGUCACCUACAAGGUCCGCGCCGUGCGAGGCAAGAACCAGUACCAGGCGACGGCGUCCACCACAUGGAGCCAGGGAUCGGAUGGCGAGUGGCGCGUCGCCUGCCACCAGGAAACGCUACUCUAA
Molecule: messenger RNA, 387 nt
Organism: Penicillium lagena
Lineage: Eukaryota; Fungi; Ascomycota; Eurotiomycetes; Eurotiales; Aspergillaceae
Product: nuclear transport factor 2 family protein
Exons: 1
Coding region: 1-387 (128 amino acids)
Source: RefSeq, a predicted model, not a curated record